AAAACUAGAGAGGUCAAAUAGAGAAAGAAAGAAAGAGAAGAGAAGAGACAUGUUACUCAUGGCCUGGGUCUUAAGACAAGCACCCAUUUUCAUCAAUGAUUCAAUUCCUUGUCUCUCUCGAUAAUCACUAGAGCACUGCAAUGUCGGUUCUCUGCGGCGCCGAGUGCGUCAUGGUGUUGGGCUGCACGCGCUGGCUCUGGCGCCGCUGCACUUACGUCGGCUCCGACGACAGCGACACCUGGCCCCUCGCCACCCCCGACGAGUUCGAUCCCGUCCCCCGCCUCUGCCGCCUGAUCCUCGCCGUCUACGAGCCCGAUCUCCACAACCCCCGCUUCAUCCCCAAAGGCGGCUACCGUCUCAACCCCGACGGCGUCGUCAAGCGCGUCACCUACGAGCAGACCUGCGGCCACGCGCCGCCCUACCUCAUCUACGUCGACCACGACCACCGCGACAUCGUCCUCGCCAUCCGGGGGCUCAAUCUGGUGAAGGAGAGCGACUACAAGCUGCUGCUGGAUAACAAGCUCGGAAUGCAGAUGUUCGACGGCGGCUACGUCCACCAUGGCCUCCUGAAGUCCGCCAUUUGGUUGCUUAACGAGGAAGGCGAGACUCUGAAGCGACUAUGGCUUGAGAAUGGACCUGAUUACAAUAUGGUCUUUGUUGGCCACUCUUUGGGGUCUGGUGUGGCCGCAUUGCUGACUGUGAUCGUGGUCAAUCAUAGGGACCGAUUGGGUGGGAUUCCCCGGAGUCAGAUUCGCUGUUAUGCUCUAGCUCCGGCGCGCUGUAUGUCCUUGAAUUUGGCUGUCAAGUACGCCGAUGUUAUACAGUCAGUGAUCUUGCAGGACGAUUUCUUGGCAAGAACUGCAACUCCCUUGGAAGAUAUCUUCAAGUCAAUCUUUUGCUUGCCGUGCUUGUUGUUUUUGGUGUGUUUGAGAGAUACAUUCAUACCGGAAGAUAGAAAGCUUAGAGAUCCCAGAAGACUCUAUGCACCAGGUCGGAUGUAUCAUAUUGUAGAGCGCAAAUUUUGCAGAUGUGGGAGGUAUCCUCCAGAGGUCAGAACUGCCAUUCCUGUUGAUGGAAGAUUUGAACAUAUUGUCUUGUCAUGUCAUGCUACAUCAGAUCAUGGAAUUAUCUGGAUAGAAAGGGAAGCAGAGAAGGCUGUAGAAAGAAUGAGGGAAAGGAGCUCUGAGACCAUAACAACUGCUCCAAAAGUACAAAAACUAGAGAGGCUGCGGACGUUUGAAAAGGAACACAAAGAUGCGUUGGAAAGAGCUGUCAGUUUAAAUGUGCCUUAUGCUGUAACGGCCUCUGAGGAAGCCUCCGAGGAUCAAAAACCGGAGGAGGCUCCGCAGAAUGAGACUGAAGAUGUGUCAGAGACAAAGUCAAAGUCCACUAGUGGAAGGACAAACUGGGAUCAUGUGGUUCAAAAGCUAUUUAAGAAAACUGAGUCUGGAGAUAUACAGCUAAAUAGAGAAUCAAAUGCCCUCAACUAGCAACAUCUUUAUUUCAGUUUCGAUUUGGCUUCACUUUGAGGUUAGGUUUUGUGAAUAUCUCAUUCUUAUUUCUUUCUACUGGUUUGAGUAUAUGUUAGAGUUUGUCCAUUUUGUGCUAUACAUUUUGUCAGAGACAACCUCGGGUCCAUUAUCCAUGAGGAUAUUACAAAUACAUAGAAUACUCAGAUUCAAUGCUCAUAUAAAGCCUUAAAUUAUUUGCUGGUCC
Molecule: messenger RNA, 1716 nt
Organism: Rosa rugosa (rugosa rose)
Lineage: Eukaryota; Viridiplantae; Streptophyta; Magnoliopsida; Rosales; Rosaceae
Exons: 5
Coding region: 141-1490 (449 amino acids)
Biological process (GO): lipid catabolic process
Source: RefSeq, a predicted model, not a curated record